GGUAAAUGAUUUGCGUAUAAACCCACAAUAAUCCAGCUUUUUUUCUUUAACGAUCGAAGUAUUCCAUUAACUCAAGCUACACUGUAGGUUUUGGAUUCAUUUAUUUUCAGCGUGGGACACAGAGGGACACUUCUCCUCUGUGACAGCAACACUCCUGAUGUCCUCUACAGGUAACAGUGAGCAAGAUGAAACCAGCAAACCUUCAACUGGUGCCAGGACCCUUGCCUUGACUGUCUGCUCCGCUGCCAUAGGGGGGACUUUCCAGUAUGGAUACAACAUCUCCAUCAUCAAUGCUCCUACCAGCUAUGUCCAGGUUUUCAUCAAUGAUACCUACAUGAAGCGCUGGGGGGCUGGCUUGGAGACCCCUCAGGUGACACUAGUGUGGACUCUCAUUGUGUCAGCUUUCUCAUUUGGAGGUUUGCUUGGUGCCCUGUUGGCAGGACCUCUGGCAGUCCGCUUCGGAAGGAAAAAGUCUCUGCUUUUGAAUAAUUUAUUCUUGUUCACUGGCGCUGUGCUGGUCCUUACAUGCAGGAUGGCUGAAUCGUUUGAGAUGAUCAUCUGUGCUCGCCUGCUGGUGGGCAUGAACUCAGGUGUCAGUAUGAACAUCCAGCCCAUGUAUUUUGGGGAAAGCGCUCCAAAACACCUCAGAGGAGCAGUGGCUUUUUCUUCUGCUGUCUUCACUGCAUUUGGGAUCUUCCUAGGUCAAGUUGUCGGACUCACUGGGGUUCUGGGUGCAGAGCCUCUUUGGCCCUAUUUGCUGGCUAGUAAUGCUCUUCCUGGGUUGAUCCAGCUGUUGACCCUACCCUGGUUCCCUGAAAGCCCAAGAUACCUCCUCAUUGACCGAGGAGACAGGGAAGCUUGUGCCAAGGCGCUUGCAAAACUUCGUGGUGGGGCGGUCCCAGUCUUGGAGAUGGAUGAGUUGCUUCAGGAGCAGCAGCAGCAGAAAUCCACAGCAUUGAAUUCUGGAUCUGUAACUUCUACAAAGACUCCUUGGUCCCUUUUUAAGAGUCCUGACUUGCGAUGCCAGCUCAAGACAGUGAUGGCAGCCAGUAGUGCCAUGAUGCUCUGCGGCAAUGACUCCAUCUAUUUCUACGCCUCUUACAUCUUUCUGGAAGCAGGGAUUCCUUCAGAGAAAGUCCAGUAUGUCACUAUUGGAACAGGGGCGUCUGAAUUUACUGCUUCUAUACUGAGUAACCUGCUGAUUGAACGGGUUGGCCGCAGGUACCUUCUAGUUGGAGGGUACUGCCUUAUGUCUUGUUGGUCCGUGAUCUUUACUAUAGCUCUAAACCUGCAGAGCCGCGGGGUGGCUGGGAUGCCCUACCUCAGCAUGGCGUGUGUUUUCGCCUACAUCCUCAGCUUUGGCCUGGGCCCAGCAGGAGUGACCGGGAUCUUACCAGCUGAAAUAUUUGACCAGUCAGCACGACCCGCAGCAUACAUGGUGGCUGGCUCGCUCAUGUGGCUCAGCCUGUUUUUGGUGGGGAUGCUUUUCCCUUUUAUUGUCAGUGGCCUGGGAAAUUUCUGCUUUCUACCAUUCUUAGUUGUUUGCUUGUUAGCAGCUGCAUUUCUAGGGAAGACUUUGCCAGAAACUAAGGGCAAGACACUUUCAGAGAUUACUGCAGAGUUUGACAGAAAGAAUGGAGUGAAUAGCGAGUUGCAAGACUUGCAGGUAAAUGAAACCACUGGGGAUCAAUACAAGCUGGCCAAUGCCUGCUCCUUUACUUCCCUGAAACAAGGCCCUGAUUGCGACCCUGAUCAAAAGAUUAAGGAAUGAAAUCGAGGUCAACCAGUGAUGUAGAUACUGACGUCUACUGAUGCCUCUGUGACGUCUUUAUACUCCGUGAGUGCAGCAUGGACUACUUAAUGGUUAAUAUUUGUGGAGUAAUUUCUCCAGGUGUACUAUUUAGAAGAGCUAGUAAAUGUGUAAUGGUCAUUCUUUGUAAAAAAAAGUUAAAGAACCACUAAGGCAAAAAUUUAGCCUAGCUUGGCCGUACAUUAAAGGCAUCUUCAAGCACCAUCUACAGUAUGGUUGAACAAAUAAAGGGACCUCAGUGAACCUUGAGUAUAAAAUAUAUCCUGUUUUUAGAGAUAAGACUCCUUGGCAUUUACCAGUAUGGCUGCUCAAAAGGCAUCCUGAUUGCUCUGUAAUGCGAUGAAUUAAGUAAUGUAAAAUUGUCUGUCCCACAAACGUCCACUCAAGCCAAAUGUACUAUAUGGACGGCAAUUGUAACACACUUGAAUUCUCCCUGACAGUUUCAUUUAUUUCACUGUGCCUGAACAGUUCAUGCAGUUGUGGUUUAUCCUCAUUGGUUAUGGUUAACCUUUGGUCAUAAAUGCAAUCAACUUUUAGCUUGUAGUUAUUCAUUGUCAAAAGUUCCUAUUCCUUUUUUUAAAACUAAAUUUUUGUAGUUAUUUAGUUAGAGAACGGACCAUGGGGGUGGGAAAAAUGGUUGCUGUGCAAUACAGUCAACAGAGAUAGACAUGGAUAGAUUUGGCGGAAUUUAUUCUCUUCUUUCCAACCUGUCAAGCCUGAUUUUUUCCUCUUUGUUGAAUCUGUUCAAGCGUCUAGUCCACGUCAGAAGACACCAUUUAGGACCUGAACACCUUUAAAUCUGUACGCUAUAUUUUGAACAAUGACACCUGAAACUGAGAUAAACAUGCCAUUUUGCUGAAGUGUUACCUCACUGUUAUCAUUGCAUUGCAUGAUAUGGCCUAAAACAGGGGUCAUCAACUAUUGUAGCAGUAUUUCCCCCAAUUUUUAGGCAAUAACAAUGAGAUCAACCCCUGCUACAGCCAGCCACAAGUAAGCAAUUGAGAUAUUCUAGCUUUAUAUUUCUGGGGUUGUCGUGUUAACAACCAUUAAACAGGAAACAAGUCUUUUCAUCUAAAUCUCAGGAAAAUUGUACUUUCUAAAGGCGAAAGUUGACACCAAAAACUGCAGAUUUAACUACUGUCGUUUCAGUGUCAUAUUUACUAAUGAUGGGUGACAGGUUAAUUUCUGUAAAAAUGGCUCAAAUGUUAGUCACUCCUGAUAAAACUGUUUCAGUAUUGAUCCUUUGUGGGGUUAACUUAGGGGUACAAAGAUGGAAGAUAACCCUAAAAACGACACUUUUUCUGAAUUUAAUAUUCAUUUGGGAGUCAGAUUGAAAAGUUUGGAGCCACAAGUUGAUGAUCACUGGUGUAAAACAUUGCGACUGGCUCUCAGUAUUCACUAAAGGGUUAGGGUUAGCCUAAGCUUAAUUGUUGUAUAGAACAAACAGAGGCAGUAAGAUAUAAACCAGCUCCAAGUUUAGUGUUCUCCAGUCAUAAAUUUGUUGCUAAAUUUUUUCGGAGGUAACCUCACAAAGCAGAUGGAUUUGCCAGACUGUUAUCAGGCAAAUCCAUCGUGAAAAGCUCCAAUCUACAACUAGAAACAAAGUUCUGAUCAAUCAGCACUAUUUGAGGAGAACAAGGCAGUAGCUACUGGCGAGGUUAAGUUGUACUGAGUCGUUAGCAGUGGCUGCCUCCAGUGUAGCAGUUAGCUCGAUGCAGCUAUAGUAUAGCAGCGGUUUUAUCCAGACUGCACCAGAUUUCUUUGUUUGAUAAAGAGCAGUAAAAGUUUUUCUGCCAACCUGCCAACCUGCCUCGGCAUGAGUGCGAUCAUUACAGGGAGGUGGGGGAGUCGGUAUAGCUGCUGGUGGAGCGAUUAGCUCCAGUGUAGCUUUAGUAGCAGCAUUUUUAUCAAAACUGGGCCACAUUUCUUUAUCAAAUGUUAUUACUAAUCCAUUACGGGUCAGGUUGAGUUGUACUGCAACCCAGUGUAUACAACGGCGGUAGUGAUUAGCUUAGAUGUAGCUGUAGGAAAGCGUCAGUUUAAGGCCAUACUCCGCAAGAACAGAACAAUGUGUCUGCUUUCUCGAGGUGGCAAGAGCAACAACAAUGUUAGUUCCUCAUAGGGCCCUCCCACUGCAACACACAUGACACACCCUAAGCAUUGUGUCAAAUUUCGGACCAGUCACACUGUAGUUGUCGUACACCUCACAAGAAGAAAAAGUUCUGCCCAGAUGAUGUGUCAAGAACAAGCUGCGAGAAUUGAAUGACGCCAUUUUUUUCUCACAGCUCUGGGAGAGAAAUAAAUUUCUCUGUUCUUGAGGCGUAUGUAACAGGCAUAAUGUAUGGAAGCCCAUGUCUGCCACUUAAAAAGAAAAAUGUGGAACUUCCUAAAUUUAUAACAUAAAGAAUCCUAAGUCAAAAUUCUGAAAUAAAAAGUCGAAACAAUUAGAUAAACUGUUGAAAUUAUGAGAUAUAAGGUCAUAAUGAUGAGAUACACAGUUGAAAUUAUUAGUCCUAAUAAUGACUUUUUAUCUCAUAAUUUUUAUCUCAUAAUUUCAUCU
Messenger RNA from Cheilinus undulatus (humphead wrasse), 4370 nucleotides. RefSeq names its product solute carrier family 2, facilitated glucose transporter member 11-like. Lineage: Eukaryota; Metazoa; Chordata; Actinopteri; Labriformes; Labridae. Gene Ontology annotation, cellular component: membrane. The transcript has a single exon. The record is from RefSeq and is a predicted model, not a curated record. Gene Ontology annotation, molecular function: hexose transmembrane transporter activity. Gene Ontology annotation, biological process: monosaccharide transmembrane transport. Bases 158 to 1771 code for a protein of 537 amino acids.